AUGGCGUUAAUGUCUCUUAUUCCGCCUAUUACUUUCAUGAUUACUGAUAGAGCUCUCAGCUGGACUUUAGACUCUGCAAACAAAUUUGAUAUCCCAAGGCUCUCCUAUCAUACAAUGAGCCCAUUUUCCACGUGCAUGGGACGUUCCUCCUGUGCACUUCUUCGGAUAGAAUUGUCCGACAAUGAGCCUUUUACAACUACUUUAAUACUAGAUGUAGUCCUAGCAUGGUGCAUUGGACCAUCUUGUGAGCAACAAAAAGCACAAUUAGUGAAACCAGCUUCGCACAUCAUGAAAUGGCUUGACGAAAUGCUACAACAAGGGAAGCUAGUUUUGUACGUGGCAUUCGGGACCCAAGCACAGAUAUCACCUGAACAAUUCAAGGAAAUUAAAAUUGAGUUGGAGAAAUCCCAAGUCAAUUUCUUGUGGGUUGUCAGGAGAAAUACUAUAGCUGAUGAAGUUAACGAUAGAGUAGGGUUUGAUUUUAAAGAUAGAGUGAAGAAUAGGGGACUGGUGGUGACAGAGUGGGUUGAUCAAAUCGAAAUCCUGAGUCACGAGAGCGUUCAAGGGUUUUUAAGCCAUUGUGGUUGGAACUCGAUAAUAGAGAGCAUAUGCGCAAAUGUUCCAAUACUAGCAUGGCCUAUGAUGGGGAACAACAUCUAA
Messenger RNA from Nicotiana tabacum (common tobacco), 660 nucleotides. Lineage: Eukaryota; Viridiplantae; Streptophyta; Magnoliopsida; Solanales; Solanaceae. The record is from RefSeq and is a predicted model, not a curated record.